ACGGAAGAGCGGGUCAGGCCCGAGUAAGCAGGCGGGUCCAACUCGGUUCCGGGUUCGAGGCUCCGGCUCAAUACUCGGGCGGAACAGCUAGGUCUGCACUCUUGGCCUCGACCCUGCUCGGGACGCAGACACCUCGGUUUUUAUUUCUGGGCUGGUGAGAGGUCUCGGUGCCUCAGCGCGCAGCAAGAACCUCCGUGAGCCUCGGUUUCCCCAUCCGUGAAAAGUGGGUCAUCCCGGAGCCAACCUGAUUUAGGAGAUGGUUGAUGAGGAAAGCGCCUGGCAUACAGUAGGCUCCUGGGACCAUGGGCCUCAGGCCCUGAGGACAGAAGGCUCCUUGUGGCCAUGACGACAGGUGACUGCUGCCACCUCCCUGGCUCCCUGUGUGACUGCUCUGGCAGCCCUGCCUUCUCCAAGGUUGUGGAGGCCACAGGCCUUGGGCCACCACAGUAUGUGGCACAGGUGACUUCAAGGGAUGGCCGACUGCUCUCAACUGUCAUCCGGGCUUUGGACACACCGAGUGACUGUCCCUUCUGCCGAAUCUGUCACGAGGGAGCAAAUGGGGAGAACUUGCUGUCCCCAUGUGGCUGCACCGGCACGCUAGGAGCUGUGCACAAGAGCUGCCUGGAGAAAUGGCUGUCUUCCUCCAAUACCAGCUACUGCGAGCUGUGCCACACUGAGUUUGCAGUUGAAAAGCGGCCCCGACCCCUCACAGAGUGGCUGAAGGACCCAGGGCCUCGCACUGAGAAGCGGACGCUGUGCUGUGACAUGGUGUGCUUCGUGUUCAUCACACCACUGGCUGCCAUCUCAGGUUGGCUGUGCCUUCGAGGGGCCCAGGACCACCUCCGUCUGCAUAGCCGGCUGGAGGCUGUGGGGCUCAUUGCUCUCACCAUCGCCCUCUUCACUAUCUAUGUGCUCUGGACACUGGUUUGGCCUAUGGCAAAUGCCAGGGCUCCUUUUCCUCUCCCAGGGUGGAGGCCUGUCUUUACCUUCCCACCCACUGCAGGACUGCCCCCGCAGGUCUCUUUCCGAUACCACUGCCAGCUGUACUCAGAAUGGAGGAAGACAAAUCAGAAAGUCCGCCUGAAGAUUCGGGAAGCAGAUGGCUCCGAGGAACCCCACCACUCCUUGCUGGCUGCUGGACUCUUAAAAAAGGUUUCAGAGGAGACCCCUGUGUGAAGAACUGACUGGCAGGGCCCUGAGGUAGUGAAGAGACCAGAGGCAGAUGACAAUGCCUUGGUGUUUGGAAGGAUGGAAGCUGCCUGACCUUUCAUGCACAGCCACGAUGCUUCUCAGGCCAAGAGCCACAGCAAGCAGAGCCUGCUCUGUGCUCCUUGUGAACAUAUUUUCAAGGGUUUUGUUUUAUACAUUGUUAUACAUGACCAGGACAAAUGGACAGACCCAAGCUUUGGAUGGAGCAGGCACCCUUAUCUCAUUCUGAGUUCUGCUUGAUACCUCCUUGGCCAGCAGCUUUGACUGCUUGUGUCAAGGGCACCCAUUGGGCUAGAAGGUUCCAGCAAGCUUCUUGCGCUAGCUACUCUGCACCUGGCUGGCUUGCUUUACUGGCACUCUUGACUUUAUAAAGUUGCACUGCAUUCCAAAAACCCAACCCUGAAUGAAUAAAAGGAGCCCUUGCUGGCUAACAUGGACUCGUCAGUUACAUUUCUAAACUGCUCCAAGUGAGUGAUUUUAUGGGCGAAAACUAUAAAACACUUGGCUAGUUUUGAGGGAUCUGUUAUGAAUCUGUCUUAGUUUCUUAAUUCUAUGAUAAAGUAAUCAGAUAAAAGCAACUUAAGUGGGGGUGCAGAGAUGGCUCAGUGGUUAAGAACACUGGCCACUCUUAAAAAAAACUGUGUUCGAUUCCCAGAACUCAUAUGGCAGCUUGCAAUGUCCCUAACUCCGGUUCCAGGGGAUCCAGUGAUGGCUUUUGGCUCCCCCGGACACUGCUCACAUAUGGUACACAUACAUACAUGCAGGCAAAAUACCCAUACACAUAAAAUAAAUUUUUUUAAAAAGGCAACUUAAGGGAGAAAGCAUUUAUUUUAUCUCACAGCUCCAGGUACAGCCACUCAUGGUGGGGAAAUCAAGGCACAGUUAAGAUGGGUCUUUCUACAUCAAUCAGUACAAUCAAGAUGAUAAAUUGACAGUUAAUGCUAACCAUCACAGAAGUGUAAGGAAGAAGUAAAGUCAGAAUUUUAAACUAAGAACAGGAUGCAGGGACUUGGUGAUUAAAGCGCUUGCUACACGAUUAUGAAGACCAGACUUCCCAUCUCUAUAACCUAUAUAGAUUUGGGGUGUGUGUGUGUGUGUGUGUGUGUGUGUGUGUGUGUGUGUGUGUCCCUGGUGAUGCUAGCCUAGCACUCAGGAGAUCCCAGAGCAAGCUGGCUGGCAAAACUAGCCAUAUGGGCAAAGCUCUGAGUUCAAUAAGGUGGAGCCUUACUUCGUCUUGUAUGUGCCUGCCCAUACAGGAUGAAAAAACAAAGAACAGGAAAAAGGAAUAGUUUAUUUCUCUUUAAACUAUUUAUUGUUAUUAUUGCUGGGGGAGGUCAGAAGAAACCUUGUUAGGAGAGCAGGAUCUUCCCUUCUACCUUUCUAUGGCUGCAGGGAGCAAACAGGUUUUUAGGUUUGUACAAGCGCUCUCACCCACUGAGCCACUGCACUGGCCUGGGCAGGGUUUAUGAUGAAUGAUCUUUUAAAAAUAUCCUUUUUUUUUUUUGAGACAGGGUUUCUCUGUGUAACAGCCCUGGCUGUCCUGGAACUCACUUUGAAGACCAGACUGGCCUCAAACUCACAGAGAUCAGCCUGCCUCUGCCUCCUGAGUGCUGGGAUUAAAGGCAUGUGCCACCACAGCCUGGUUUAAAAAUAUCUUUUAUAGAAUUUAUUCUUUAUGGGUAUGAGUGUUUUGUUUUCCCUGCAUAUAUGUGUGCUCUAUGUGAAUGCAGUGCCCAAGGAAGCCAGAAGAAUGCAGGAGAUUCCCAGGAACUGGAUGGAGUUACAGAUGGUUUUAAGCUGACAUGUGGGUACUAGAAACAAAACCUCUGUCUUCUGUAAGAGCAGCAAGUGCUCUUAACUACUGAGCCAUCUCUCCCACUCCAAUAAAUGAGUUUUAAAAGUU
Molecule: messenger RNA, 3112 nt
Organism: Peromyscus californicus insignis
Lineage: Eukaryota; Metazoa; Chordata; Mammalia; Rodentia; Cricetidae
Gene: Marchf2
Product: membrane associated ring-CH-type finger 2
Exons: 5
Coding region: 343-1176 (277 amino acids)
Biological process (GO): protein ubiquitination
Molecular function (GO): zinc ion binding; ubiquitin-protein transferase activity
Source: RefSeq, a predicted model, not a curated record